GAGGGAGCUUCUUCACCCAGACAAAUCAUUGUCACUGGCAUUUAUACUAUACGUGCAUGGUAAUUUUUUUGAUCUCUGUAGGCAUCUGGGAUUCUUCUGCUUGGGUGGCUGGCAGCCAGCCUGGCUCAUCUGAACUGGCAGCUGCAGAGGUGGAGACUGAUCAGAAAUAGUUGGAAACAGAUAGGACCCUUUCUGGAGGCCUCUCUGCCCUUAGUUCCUUACAGGUACUGUGUACUUUGCACCUAUAGACUCACCUUUGUCAUCCAUUAUCACAGCACAAAAACCUUCAUUGGAAAUGGGAGAGUGAGAAUGUGGAACCAGGAAGCGCCAGAGCCUGGGGCUCAGAGCACUGGCUACAGUUAUUCAGCUGUUCUCUGUAUUACUGGAGGAUAAAUACAACUGAGUUGCUAUCUGCAACCCCCCUGGAAGCAAUCUAUGGAUUAAGCAGCUGAGGAAAGGAUUGGGGUGGGCAGUAUUCGUUGUGAGCAGGCAGGCUCCCACCUGCUGGAAGCACACAGCCCCAGCCAGAGAUCAAGCUGGCGGGCAGAGCAAGAUUUUUUUGCAUCACGUCGGGUUCAUCUCUCAUUCACAUGCAUCAUCACAAAUAUCAGCUCUGACAGCCGCUCUCUGUGCAAUGAGUGUGCAGCGUUUAGGUCAUCAAGAUCAAAGCCUGUGUUUGUCCCUGGACUUUCACCAAUUAAGGAGAAAAAACAAUGCUUAUCAGGAAAGCCUGUGUGAAGGACACUACUCCGGUGAUCCCUGCUUUUCCAUCACUCUCCCUUGCUCAGUGCUAUGUUAUGCAGCAGUCCUAUCUGGAAUAAAGCUGUGGGAAGUGCCUGGCACUGCGGUGUUCUGGUGGGUGCAUGUUUCCCUAUGGGGAAGGAAAAAGGAUGUGCUGGAGGUCAGAGUGCUGCUUCCAGAGCUGCAGAAGACAUAAGUGGCCCAAAGCGCUUGAGGUCACAAGAAGGUGAAGCCAGGCAACUUGAAAAGCAAGAGAGCGGCGAUUGGAGAAGAAGGAUGUGGGCUGUUCGUUAUAGAGGAGCAGGAGCAACACUUCAUGCACUCCCAUUUUGCUGUCUUUUGCCUUCUUCUCUCUCUCCUGGUCUUUUGACAAAGCCCUGCAGAUAGAGGUAUAUAUAUAACGGUAUUGGGAAGGAAGGAAGGAAGGAAGGUGGAGACAAGUUACCUCUACUAUUCCAUGGGAAAAUAAACUGUUGGAUUAUUGUCUGGAAACUGCGAGGUGCCAAAAUGAGCAAUGAGAGGCCAGAGAACCCUGAUCCAUCCCCACUGACUGAAAGCCUGAAGAGAAAGAGGGGGAGACCAAAGAAACAGACACAGGAGGAGGCUUUGGGACCAGUGCUGGAGAAGAAGCCACGAGGAAGGCCAAAAGGAAGCAAGAAAGUGAGCAGUGUAACUGGACAAAUGGUAGAACCUCCUGCUGGGAAGAGACCCCGAGGAAGGCCACGCAAGUGGCCUCAGCUGGUGGCACAAGGAGCAUCUCAGGAAGGCAAUCCUCAGGGCAGCGGUGACAUGGAUGUGAACUCAGCGCCUGCCACGCAAGGCAUCACUGGAAAAGAUGGUUUCAAGCCCAGCAAAGCUACGGCAGUUCGGAGGUCUCUGAGCAGCAUCGCCACCACAGCUCAGUAGUGUGCUGCCUGCUCACGUCCUGCUGGAGCCAGAGGACGGGCAGGCAAGCAGCAUUCUUACUGUUGUAUUUCAGAUUGUUCUUUGUGAUGAUUUCGGCUGUGUUUUCCCUCCUGUUGUCUGCUGGUUUACCCCAAACAUCCAAGCAGAGACUUAAGGGACAAAACAGCAAAUGCCUUCUCAGGGAGAUGCCUUUCUCAGUUUGCAGUCCUUUUUUUUAUUUUUUUAUUUUUUGAGGAUAAUAAUCUUUUUUACAGUUGUUCAGUUACACAGUGCCUCGUGCUGCCACGGGUAGUGAUAGUUCAGUAGGGUGAUAGUGAUGUCUCAAUUAGACAGAUACAGGAGAGGAAACCAAUCUGGACCAUUGGACUUGUAUCCUAUCACCUCUGGUACAGGACGGUGUGGUCCCAGGAAUUAAAUGUUGAUUUGCUCAUGGGGACUGCAUGUGAAAGACAGAGAUCUUCCCCUCUCUGUACCACUAAGGAGGAAAAGAAUCCCAAAACCAACUUGAUGGCAUUUCCAGCUUACCUCCAGUGGUCAGCGACUUGGAUGCUUCAGAGGAAAGCUCAACCCCAGCACCUCAGGGACUGACUGAAGUAUUUCUCCUGGUGUUAUCAGCUCAGGGCCAUCUUCCAUACCUCGCUGUUGCCUUGUGGCGCAGCCCCUGAAUUUAAUAGUGACCUUCAUGAACAUGUUUACAGAGCUUAGUCAGCCCCUGGGUUUCAUCACUUCCAAGGAGUGCCUGUAAAGAACCAAAGUGAUUCAAUAGCUGCUGCUUUGCAGAGCAUCAGGAUGGAACUGAAAUCACUGUUGCACCUGCAUGCAUGAUGUGCUCUGUGGGGUCCUCUAGCGUUGCAGCUGUGCAAAUAAAAGCUGGCGGCUCCCUAGCAGCCAACAGCGCACUCAGCUCAUGCUUCCAGUGUCAAAGAGCAUCUUCCUACAUCCUGAGGAAUGGGUAUAUUUCCGUUAUCCCCUUGCAAACAGUGAAAUCCUGAUGGUAUUUUCCAUCUGGAGGAUGCUCUGCUUGCCUACUAAAGGAACAAAUGGGGUGUUUCAAUUAUCUUUGACAGGAUGUAAAAUUGGCCAGCUUUACAGUGUUAAAUAUUUAAACAGAACAUAAUUGGCUUUAAAUUGAUGGCAGCUCAUAGCAGAAACCCAUGAAAUGGCAGCAUGUAUUGAACUCAUUUGUUAUCCUUUCAUGGGGCCCGUUUCCUUAGCAGGUAUGUAUUUAACACAAGGAAAUGUCUGCAGGCAGAAGAGUAAAGAGGAAGGGCUGAGUGGGGACAGAGAAUAGAGGAAAAGCACUUCUUCCUUUAUCCCUCUCAGUCACUUUGUCCAAUCUGCCACUGGAGCUGUGUUCUCAGCUUUGCCCUAUCAGUAGUUUGGGCAGCAUCAGUUGUAAAUGAAGAAUUGGCAGUUUGCAAACAAACCCUGGAGUUUAUUUUUAAUAAAGGUCUAAAACUUUCAGCA
Messenger RNA from Coturnix japonica (Japanese quail), 3114 nucleotides. NCBI's taxonomy places the organism in Eukaryota, Metazoa, Chordata, Aves, Galliformes, Phasianidae. The record is from RefSeq and is a predicted model, not a curated record.